AUGGCGUGGGAAAUGCUAACGGUGGAAGACAGAGCUAUCCGAGGCCAUGCCGUCUGUCGCGGGCGCGUGGUGAGAGUCCCGGCGGGCAGCCUGGUUCGGGUGGUGGGCACCGAGCUGGUGAUCCCCUGCAACGUCAGCGACUACGAUGGCCCCAGCGAACAGAACUUUGACUGGAGCUUCUCCUCUUCGGGGAGCAGCUUCGUGGAGCUCGCCAGCACCUGGGAAGUGGGCUUCCCAGCACAGCUGUACCAGGAGCGGCUGCAGCGGGGCGACAUCCUGUUGAGGAGAACCGCCAACGAUGCUGUGGAACUGCACAUAAAGAAUGUCCAGCCCUCGGACCAAGGCCACUACAAGUGCUCCACCCCGAGCACAGAUGCCACCGUCCAGGGCAACUAUGAGGAUACAGUGCAGGUUAAAGUGCUGGCAGAUGCCCUGGUGGUGGGCCCCAGCUCCCGGCCCCCUCCAGGCCUGAGCCUGCGUGAGGGAGAACCUUUCGAGCUGCGAUGUGUUGCGACUACGAUGUCACCGCUGCACACUCACCUGGCACUGCGCUGGGAACUGCACCGUGGCCCCGUGCACCGCAACAUCCUCUCCCUAAGCCACGAGGGCCGGUUUCACCCAGGCCCUGGCUAUGAGCAGCGCUACCAUAGUGGGGAUGUACGCCUGGACACAGUGGGCAACGACGCCUACCGCCUCUCCGUGGCCCGGGCACUGUCUGCAGACCAGGGUUCCUACAGGUGUGUGGUCAGCGAGUGGAUCACAGAGCAAGGCAGCUGGCAAGAAAUCCAGGAAAAAGCCGUGGAAGUGGCCACCGUGGCGAUCCAGCCGACAGCUCUGCAAUUGGCUGUGCCCAGGACGGUGUCUGUGGCUGUAGGGAAGGACCUGGGCCUUUCUUGCAACAUUACGACAGACCGUGUGGAUGAUAUCCGACCCGAGGUGACAUGGUACUUCAGAAAGACACCCGAUGCCUCCUUGCUGACUUCCCACAUGCUGGCUCGGCUGGACCGUGACUCCCUGGUACACAGCUCACCACACGUUGCUCUCAGCCAUGUGGAUACCCGCUCCUACCAUCUACUGGUGCGAGAUGUUAGCAAAGAAAACUCUGGCUACUACCUUUGCCUUGUGGCCCUCUGGGCUCCUGGACACAACAGGAGCUGGCACAAGGUGGCAGAGGCCAUGUCUGCCCCGUCCAGUGUAAGCGUGACGUGGCUAGAACCAGAAUACCAAGUCUACCUGAAUGCUUCGAAGGUCCCUGGAUUUUCAGACGACCCUACAGAACUGCAAUGCCGGGUGGUGGACAUGAAGCGUUUGGAGGCCGGUGUCCGACUUACCGUGUCGUGGUACUACAAAAUGAACCGUCGCAGUGACGACGUGGUGACCAGUGAACUUCUUGCAGUCAUGGAUGGGGACUGGACUCUAAGAUACGGAGAGAGGAGCAAGCAGCGGGCCCAGAGUGGAGAGUUUAUUUUUUCUAAGGAGCACACUGACACAUUCAGUUUCCGGAUCCAAAGGACUACAGAGGAAGACAGGGGCAGUUAUUACUGUGUUGUAUCUGCCUGGACCAGGCAGAGAAACAACAGCUGGGUAAAGAGUAAGGACGUCUUCUCCAAACCCGUCAACAUAUUCUGGGCCUCAGAAGAUUCUGUGCUCGUGGUGAAGGCACGGCAGCCAAAGCCCUUCUUUGCCGCGGGGAACACGUUUGAGAUGACUUGCAAAGUGUCUUCCAAGAAUAUUAAGUCACCGCGCUACUCUGUGCUCAUCACGGCUGAGAAGCCUGUUGGGGACCUCUCCAGUCCCAACGAAACCAAGUACAUCAUCUCCCUGGACCAGGACUCUGUGGUGAAGCUGGAGAACUGGACAGACGCAUCGCGGGUGGACGGCGUGGUGUUAGAGAAGGUUCAAGAGGAUGAGUUUCGAUACCGAAUGUACCAAACUCAGGUCUCUGACGCAGGGCUGUACCGCUGCGUGGUGACAGCCUGGUCUCCUAUUGGGGGUAGCUUGUGGCGAGAAGCGGCGACUAGUCUCUCCAAUCCCAUUGAGAUUGACUUCCAAACCUCAGGUCCCAUAUUUAAUGCCUCUGUGCAUUCGGACACGCCGUCAGUCACCCGGGGAGAGCUCAUCCAACUCUUCUGUAUUGUCACGCUGGAAGGAGCCGUGCUGGACCCAGACGACAUGGCUUUCGACGUAUCCUGGUUUGCAGUACACUCCUUUGGUUUGGACAAAGCUCCCGUCCUUCUGUCCUCCCUGGACCGGAAGGGAGUCGUGACUACAGGCCUGAGGGAUUGGAAGAGUACUCUCAGUCUGGAGCGAGUGAGCGUGCUGGAAUUCUUGCUGCAAGUGCAUGGCUCUGAGGACCAGGACUUUGGCAACUACUACUGUUCUGUGACUCCAUGGGUGAAGUCACCAACAGGUUCCUGGCAGAGGGAGGCCGAGAUCCACUCCAGGCCUAUCUUUAUAACUGUGAAGAUGGACGUGCUGAAUGCCUUCAAGUACCCGCUGCUGAUCGGCGUGGGCCUGUCCACAGUCAUCGGACUCCUGUCCUGCCUCAUCGGAUACUGCAGUUCCCACUGGUGCUGUAAGAAGGAGGUGCGGGAGACGCGUCGGGAGCGCCGCCGGCUCAUGUCCAUGGAGAUGGAUUAAGCAGCGGAGAUGGAAGGACAGAGGAACAGUGUAGGAAUGGCGGGGGUGAGAAGAGGACCAGUAAUACUUUACAACCAAGUGUGUUACACGAAAUCCAGUCCUCUCUAAUCUCAGGUGGGACUUGGCGCUCUCUCUUUUCUGCAUGUCAAGUUCUGAGCGCGGACAUGUUUACCAGCACACGGCUCUUCUUCCCACAGCACUUUCUGAUACGUAACAAUCGAGUGUGUGUUUCCCCAGCUGCAGCUUUUCAACGGUUAACCCUGGUCUAAUUAGUUUCCUCCUAGCAGCUUCUCAACCCUCUCAUUUGUGUGUGCUGAUCGCUUUUGAUUUGAGGGAUUGCGGUGAGGAGGGCUGAAGGUGUUCAGAGUUGGUCAUCGCGGGUGAGCGGGUACCUGCCCACCUGAGAGCUAGCAUCCGGAUGCUAGGGGCUGGCAUCUGUAGAGUUGCUGCCUGCUGCCCUCCCUGCUGUCCCGGAGCUGAUAAAGACCUGCACCAAAGGCAAGCUGUGGUUUUGAUUACCCUGCCCAGUCCCCAUUUUCAAGAGUUUAAACUCUGUUAGAACCUAAACUCAGCGUCUGUGACUUCUUGAUUCCUAUGCCCUUUGUGCUUCCCCCCCUUCUCCACCCUCUUCUGUUUUCGGGUUUGUUUCUGUGAGAGUGAGGAAAUGGCAGCCCUGGAGUCUAGAAUCUGGCUUUCCACCAAGCACCUUAUCUCGCCACCUUAGCCUUAAGAAUGAGUAUGAAGAAAAAUCCACUGCCACCUCUGUUCAGGGCAGGUCUGCGAGCAAGAGGCCACUGGGGGCAAGGAAAGGAAGAGAUGCUCUCUCUCUCCCUGACAGCUCAGGGGCCACUGCGCUCCAGAGAGCCCAGGGGAGGGGAGGAGCUGAGGGCAUCUGAGUUAUACAGCUGAGCCAGGCGCCCUGUCCCUUCAUGAGAGGCACUGUCGCUGGGGGCCGCAGGACCUGCAUGGGAGCCACAGUGUGCCACACCCUCCACUUGCCUCGCAAGCUCCUUCACACAAAAGCAGACUGCAGCCUGCAAUCCUGACUGACUUCAAGGAAUCAGAAAUUGCUUAGAGCAAGCGUGUGUUUUCUGUGACCUUUUCAGUCCUUGAAGUCCUUUUAAGAUCCCUGCAGGGGGGUAGUGAAGAGGGGUAUAUUUUGUGGAUGUUUGCCUUCCUAUUAGAAAUAUGAAGGGAACCCAGCAAUUUACUGUCAUGUGAAUGGCCUGUAAAAUCAGGUUGAGAGCAGCUGGCUCUGCCUGACUGGGCACAGCAGGAAUUAGGACAUCAGACAGACACACCUUCCAGGUCUUCAUCAGGGCCUCAGCCACCCAGUCUCAACCUAGCACAGCACUGGCCACCCACAGGCCUCCCCUGGGUACCAAGGCUCACUGCCAACUGAUGCCCUUGCUUGUCCCUCUGGCUCUGAAGGAUCUGACACUGUUGUCUUCCAAAGGGGGGAAAGAUUCCUUUGUUUUGAGCAAUAAAGUAACACAAAUAGAAGGCCAUUCCCAUGCAGCUCUUUGUCACCGUGGGCCAGGAUGAGCUGAGCCCCCCUCCCCACCUUGUCUCCAUGUGGCCCACGGUGGCAUUUGUGUUCGCCAUCCAGAUUCCUCUGCUUGUUUGGCCCACCCGGGGACUGCUCUGCUCCUGUGCUGAGAUUCUGAGCGGAUGGUUCCAAGUGGGUCCAGCCCAGGUAGAUCCAAGUGUGGAGGUAACAAGAAGAGAGACCGCGUUGCAGCCCACACAACAAGAGAGGCCAGAGGAAGAGGGGGGUCUUGACAGAUAUGGGCGUUUCUAAAUGUCACUUCCUUAACCGCUCAUUCAGACAGAGGUGGGGUACAAGUGAUUGUACACACAGGAAUUAGGGGAGUAGAGCCAGGUACUUCUUUAGUAACAGCCUUUGAGCCCUGCAGUUAUUGAAGAAGACUCAGGGUCAUUGUCGUGUGGUCCUCCUUAGGAGGAGAGAGACUUAGCCUUGGGUGAGACAGGCCCUGGGUGCUGGUGGGCCAGACAGGCACCUGAUGGUGAGACAGAUGAGUGUUCAGGCCUGCCUUCCCCUUUCUCAACUGGUGUUGAGAUUUGAGCCUGAGUUGCAAAGGCCCUGACCUUCACGCCCAGACCCCCAAACUGCUUAGGGCUGGGAGAGGGGCCAGAAGCCCCAGGACCUUAGUUCCUUUAUGGACUAGCAACGUUCUGGGAUGUGAGUCUUUAAGUGUGGUCAAACACUCUUGAUGUACCAAAUAGGGUUCCCCUUGAAGUGUUCUUCCUGAGCCCCGCCCACUCCCCUGAAGUACUGGUGUGACGGAAGGGGAGGCUGAGCCAGGCCUUGGCAAAUGAAAUUGCACUUCUUGAAGAGAAACUUUAUAGAAGGUUGGGUUUUUUCCCCCCUCGUUGCGAAAAUUCCCCCUCCCCCCCGAAAGAGCCUAAGCUCCAUUCAGAUCGAAGCCUAGAAAUUACUUCCAAGUGUUUACUUUACGAUGUUUACACACACGAUUCACUUUUUAAAAAAGAAAAAAGAAAUAGAAUAAGAAAAAUGCAAACUCUGGCUUUUUAACAACCUUUCAGAUUUUUCCUGCAUGGGAUCUGCUGGCCCCCUGACUCACCAGCUGGAUCAAAUCCUCAUUGAGAAAUGUCCCAAUGUGUGUCUCGCCCCCUCCCCCCAGCCACAGGGCUCCCUCCUGCCCGGACCUCUGUUUCUCUGGUGGCUUUUGCCUCCUGCUUUGCAGACUGCCUGCAGCCAUGAUUUUGUUACGGCACCUGUGAGCCAAAGACUGCACCUCUGGAGCAGGAACACUAAGCAAUACUACACGACUCGAUACUUUCGGGGGAAUUUUUUUUUUUUUUUUUUGACAACAGGAAGAAGGGAACUAGGGUUUAGGUGAGUUCUCCUCCGCUGUGUGACCAUAUUCUCAGUGACACACAUGUGCAGCUCACUAGGAGAACAAGGUUGGGUUUCUUUUCUGGUGUACAACACGAGAAUCUGCAGACUUUUCCGUAGACAAAGAGGUCUUGUGUAUUUUCGUCCAUACCCAAUGUUAUACAGACUAAUUGUGUUGUUUUAUACUGUGGCCACAAAUAUUAUGCAACGCACCAUUGGUUUUUGUUUUUUAUUUCAUUAAAGGAAGUUUAAUUUAAA
Messenger RNA from Myodes glareolus (Bank vole), 5779 nucleotides. The record is from RefSeq and is a predicted model, not a curated record. NCBI's taxonomy places the organism in Eukaryota, Metazoa, Chordata, Mammalia, Rodentia, Cricetidae.